GUUCAAGUCAAGGAUGCGAGUAUUGUCUAGAAAAUCACAUCAUCGCUGACGAGAGUUUCUUGUGGGAAAAGAUAAUUAGGGCUCUAUUUAUCAUAUUAACGUUUCUUCACCAAAUUCCAUUCCAAUACAUGCAGAUUCUCGACGAAUUUGAUCACCGGCGAAGCUCCGUUAACAGUGCUUCAUCAUCCGGUUCGAAUUCUUCUACUCUUUUAUAGUCAGGAUAUUGCUCAAUUUUAACUGGAUUUUACACAAAACUUUUGGAAAAUGCUAUUCCUAUAGGUGAAGGAGUUUUGCAUCUUGCAAAGUUUGUGUCAGUCUCUUUCAAAUCCACCAUGGAUCUCAAUGAUCUUAACAAAGUCUGGGAAGUCAAACCUCUGAAGAAGGUUCGAGAAGAUGAAGCAAAAGAAAUUCUUGAAAAAAUAGCAAAGCAAGUUCAACCCAUCAUGCGAAAACAUAAAUGGAAAGUCAAUAUCCUCUCCGAAUUUUGCCCUCCCAAUCCUGCUCUUCUUGGUCUAAACAUAAAUGGAGGUGCAGAGGUAAAGCUGAGACUUCGUAGGCAAAACAAUGAGUGGGACUUCUUCCCUUAUGAGCAAAUUCUUGACACCAUGCUUCAUGAGCUCUGCCACAAUCAAUAUGGCCCACAUAAUGCCGAUUUCUACAAUCUACUAGAUGAAAUCAGAAAGGAAUGUGAAGAAUUGAUGGCCAAGGGCAUAACGGGAACAGGGCGAGGAUUUGAUCUUCCUGGGAGAAGAUUAGGAGGGUAUUUUCGUCAACAACAAACUCCAUCAUCACUCCGCCAGAAAGCCUUAUCUGCUGCACAAAAUAGAGCUCAGAUGGGGACACUGCUGCCUUCUGGCCCACAUCGCCUUGGUGGAGAUAGCAGCAUGAAGACUGCCCUCAGCCCAAUUCAAGCUGCUGCCAUGGCUGCAGAAAGAAGACUACAUGAUGAUUUAUGGUGUGCUUCUAAAUCUUUUCAAGAACCUUCUGUAACUUCUGAAGCAUCUGUCUCACAAAACAUAAGUUCAAGUGAAGGAGAACCAAAAGCAUCAUCAUGGCAAUGUGGUACCUGUACACUAUUAAACCAGCCAUUACUUUUGACAUGUGAAGCUUGUGGAACUCCAAGAAUAGAAGAGAAGAAGAAGAUGAAGAUUUGGUCAUGCAAAUUCUGUACAUUGCAAAACUCGGUAGCAAAAGAUCGAUGUGUAGCUUGUGGGGAAUGGAGAUAUUCAUAUGGUCCUCCUACAGCUGUUCAUGGGCCAUAUCUUGGUACAUAAACAAAUCUUGGACAGUGGUUUUGUAUCAGAUUAUUUCUAUUAUCCAGCAUUUUUUCUUGGUGGUGCAAAAUGAUAUAUGUAAUUAAAGUUUUCUUGGUAUUGGGUUAUGAGUGAUUAGUGGAAAAUUCUGUUUUUGUACACUAUAAAGCAUUAGGUACUCAAAGGUAUUGUAUUGCUAGUA
Messenger RNA from Lactuca sativa (garden lettuce), 1455 nucleotides. Its product is annotated as DNA-dependent metalloprotease WSS1. NCBI's taxonomy places the organism in Eukaryota, Viridiplantae, Streptophyta, Magnoliopsida, Asterales, Asteraceae. The record is from RefSeq and is a predicted model, not a curated record. Gene Ontology annotation, molecular function: metallopeptidase activity. Gene Ontology annotation, cellular component: nucleus. Gene Ontology annotation, biological process: DNA repair.